Molecule: messenger RNA, 3204 nt
Organism: Dinoponera quadriceps
Lineage: Eukaryota; Metazoa; Arthropoda; Insecta; Hymenoptera; Formicidae
Gene: Fcp1
Product: RNA polymerase II subunit A C-terminal domain phosphatase
Exons: 7
Coding region: 233-2605 (790 amino acids)
Cellular component (GO): nucleus
Molecular function (GO): RNA polymerase II CTD heptapeptide repeat phosphatase activity
Source: RefSeq, a predicted model, not a curated record
AGAAGGGUCACGCCCGCGCGAGUCCUCUCCCUACCUCGAGCGCCUCGCGCAUUCCGAUCGAUGCUGACGCGAACAACGUCACACAGUCGUGUUUACAUACGUUGUGCUACCUCGUCUCCCGCGCAAAAAACCCAACGCGACGAUUGAGGUUAAGAAACGCUACCUCCUCAGCCGAGAAUCACCGGGAACGUUCUGUCGUGGUGUCACGGAUGUGCGCGAAACCGCGCUGGUCAUGGCAGCAAUAGAGGUUGCAUUCCCGUCGGACGGGCCGCCCGGCAAAAUACUAAAAUGGAGAGUACGCUCGGACACAAUGGUCGCGGCGGGCCGAGUGUUGUUGAUAUACCGCAAUGCGACGCCGGACAUCGAGGAUCCCGUGGAGCCUGAGAAGAAGCUGCGGGCCACGAGAUUCGGCCGUGUCAAGCAACUUCUGGUCAAGGAGGGCGACGUCGUUCAACCUGGGCAAGUGAUAAUCUUAUUGGAAGGAUGCACGCAUCCUACUGUGAUGAUAGACCUGUGUGCGGAAUGUGGGGCGGAUCUAAGGGUACAACAAGCCGGGAAGGACGGGAAGGUAGCUGAAGUGUCACAGGCCAGUGUGCCUAUGGUGCAUAGCAUACCGGAGUUGAAAGUGUGUCCGGAAUUAGCGGAGAAGAUCGGGAAGAAGGACGAGCAGCGUCUCCUGAAGGAUCGGAAAUUAGUGCUACUCGUGGACCUCGAUCAAACGAUAGUUCACACGACGAACGAUCAUAUUCCGCCUAAUUUGAAAGACGUUCACCAUUUUCAGCUAUAUGGGCCGAAUUCCCCUUGGUAUCACACCAGAUUAAGACCGAAUACCCGGCACUUCCUCUCGGAAAUGAGCCACUUAUACGAAUUGCAUAUCUGCAGCUUUGGAGCAAGGAUCUAUGCGCAUACUAUCGCGUCGCUGUUAGACAAAGAUGGGAUCCUGUUCUCGCAUAGGAUACUCUCGAGGGACGAGUGCUUUGAUUCAGCAUCGAAGACUGCGAAUCUCAAAGCAUUGUUUCCUUGCGGCGACGACUUAGUAUGUAUUAUAGACGACAGGGAGGACGUGUGGCAAGGUUGCGGCAAUCUGGUCCAGGUGAAGCCCUAUCAUUUUUUCCGUCACACAGGUGACAUCAACGCACCGCCGGGAUUAGACAAGGUUGACGCGUGGCGCAUUCCCGAGCCGGAAAAUACGAAUGCAAAUGAGACGUCUGCAGACUCACAGAACAAGGAGAGCAAGAGCGAUGUGUCGAAGUCGUUGAGCGAGUCGUUAUCGUCGGACGACGCCUCGACGAAAGAGGCGAAACCCGAAACAGAUGAGAACUGUGAUAGGCCGGAAGAAGCGAACAACGGAGAUACCAAAGUCGACGUCGAAGAGGAAGAAACAGAUUCCAAGGCGCAAUGUGUCGUUGCCGACGAGGCACAGCCCGGUGAUGUGAGUGAGGCGCAAUCCGCCGCGGAAGAUGAAGCGCAGCUCACGAAUAAGGACGAUACGACGGAUAAGGGAGAAACCGUAUCACCCGAGCAGGCGGAGAAGAACAGCAAACAGGAGACGUCGAAGAGCAACGAGAACAACGUGAUAGACGAGGAUGACGAUGAUUACCUGUUGUACCUGGAGGAUAUCCUUCGUAGGAUUCACACGGAAUUUUAUUGCACCCUGGACAAGGGCAACGGCCGGAGAUCCUUGCGAGACAUAAUUCCGCGAGUGCGCUCCCAAGUGCUGAAAGGACUCUGCUUGACUUUCAGCGGCUUGAUACCCACUCAUCAGAAGCUGCACCAAAGCCGCGCGUACAAAGUCGCGAGAGCGUUCGGAGCGGAAGUGACUCAGGAUCUGACGGCGAAGAGCACGCACUUGGUCGCGAUUAGAAAAGGCACGGCGAAGGCGAACACGGCCAAGAAAAACGUGAACAUAAAAGUCGUGAAUCCGGAGUGGUUGUGGACGUGCGCGGAACGAUGGGAGCACGUCGACGAGCGUCUGUUCCCCGUCACAUCGCAGGCUCGUGGAUCGAGAGUACCACCGCCACACUGCAGUAGUCCCGAAAGCGUCGAAGAGGUAGAGAGCAAUAAUAGUGCGGCGAACUCCUUCGCCAACACGAUCAAUCCAUUGAUGUCUUUUACUCAAGAGGAGAUCGAGUUUAUGGAUAAGGAGGUGGAAGAGGACAUGUUAGAGCAAGACACAAUUUUCGAUGCGGAAGAGGAAGAGGGAGAAGAAGGUGAAGAAGAAGAAGAAGACAUGGACGACGCAGAUGAAUGUGGCACGAGGAUACGUCGUCGCAGUUUUGACUCUGAAGAUUCCAUGAACGACGAAUGGAUGUCGGAGAAAAAGAGGCAGAAGAUCAAGAACGGAAAUUCUGAUGAGAGUUCCUCCGAGGAUAGAGAUGGCAAUCGCAACAUUCACGAUGAUGAUGAUGAUGAUGAUGACGACGACGACGACGACGAUGAUGAUCCCGUGACGCGUUUCAGAAGGGGAGGAGAUUUACCGGACGAUUUGGAUCUAGGAGAUAAUUCACAGGACUCGAUAGACGACUUCGAAGGUGGAGAUAAUGAGGAUGAUCGAGAAUGGAACGCAUUGGGCGCUGCGCUCGAGAGAGAAUUUCUCGCCGAGUGAUAUGCUUGAGAAAAGUGAGAGAAAUGCAUCGACGUAUACACACGUCGUCGGAUUAUUGGACUGACUAAGAAUGUCUUGCAUCACUGAUAAAUUUCAAGUUCGAUAACUGAACGGGAAGAUAUUAUUGAUGAUGUUAAAUUAUUUAUGCACUCUGAUACAGUCAGAGAGAAGUGUUAUAUGAAGGCAUUGAAUGCGUUUGCUGCCAUCUGCUAAGAGUGGAUCGAAAUGGGCAACGGGAGGAAUAUGUAAAAUUGGAAAAAAAAUUCUUUCUAUAUCGAACCAUUGCUCUGUAUUAAACUUGCGGAUUUUGUACUAGCAAACGAAGUCGCUCUUUCGAUUACUUUACGAAAGAGUCAUUUGUGGAUAGCAAUACGAAUACGCGGUGAACAUUAAAUUUUCCCAUGCAAAGGAGUCACAUUGAGCACCAGUUUUAUCAUAUUAUUAAAGAAUGAAACUUAUUUUCUCUAAUGUUUGUAGAGCCGCCAUCUGUAAUGUUGAUAAUUAUAAGUCAUUUUUGUAUGGAAAGAUACUAUACAUAAAGGAUGUAUUAUGAAAUUGGAAAAUAAAAAUAUACAAAAGAAGUGUAAUGUGAAGAAAAG